Messenger RNA from Carassius carassius (crucian carp), 1627 nucleotides. RefSeq names its product vacuolar protein sorting-associated protein 37C-like. The transcript has 5 exons. Gene Ontology annotation, cellular component: ESCRT I complex. NCBI's taxonomy places the organism in Eukaryota, Metazoa, Chordata, Actinopteri, Cypriniformes, Cyprinidae. The record is from RefSeq and is a predicted model, not a curated record. Bases 517 to 1482 code for a protein of 321 amino acids. Gene Ontology annotation, biological process: protein targeting to membrane; ubiquitin-dependent protein catabolic process via the multivesicular body sorting pathway; protein targeting to vacuole.
GGUUUCAUCCAAAGAUGGCCACGAUAUCUGUCAAACAGAAGUGAAACUUCUGAAAAGAAUAGGAAUAUACCCCGUCAUUUAACCUUCAUUUGGACUAUUUUGCUCGAAUUGACAUCCAUGCGGUUUUACUGGACACACAUUAUUAUGUUUUUCUGAGUUGUUUUUUCGUCCGACGCCGUUUUGUAUUGAAUACCAACCCGCCUUGCUCAACUGCUCUCUUUAAACAGAGCUAGCCGUCCUGCUAACCGCGGGGAGAUUCUUGUCACCCGGAAUAAUUUCGGGAACAUAUUUCCACUUUGCCACUCUAAAUAAAGCGCGACAGCUGGUACCGAUACUGUCACCUAAGAGUUUCUCGCAGGAAGCAGGUUUUAACGCCGAGGACGCUCGCGAGUUGCCAGGAUCAGCACUUCCGUCUACAUGUUUACGUCACUCGCUGCCAGUUAAGUUUGAUGUUUUUCCAUGAGCACUGUGUGGAGAGGACUUUGAUUUGCUUGUACCUUCUGUCCUAGCAAAUCAAUGGAGAAGCUUCAAGACCUCAACCAGUCCGAGUUGCAGGAUUUGCUGGACAACUCGGAGCGGGUGGAGUCUAUGGCACUAGAGUCUGAUGAGAUUCAGAACAUUCAGUUGGAGAGGGAGAUGGCUCUGGCUGCAAACCGCAGUCUGGCAGAGCAAAACCUGGACAUGAAGCCCCGUCUCGAAACAGAGAGGGCGCGACUGGUGGGAAAAUACUCUGAACUAGAGGAAGUGAGCGAGAAAUACAAACAGCACUGUGCCAUGAAAGAUAGUAUCAUGGGGCAGGUUUCUCCAGAGGGGCUGUUGUCUCGUCUGCAGACAGAGGGCACCAACACAGAGGAAGAAUCAGAGGUUUUAGCCGAUGAGUUUCUUGAAGGUUCGAUACCGCUGGACUCCUUCCUCGAACGCUUCCUUUCCCUCCGCUCUCUGGCUCACACGAGACGAGUGCGCAUUGAAAAGCUGCAAGAAAUUCUCAGCCAAAAGAGCAAAGGGAUUGGCGAUGCUGCAGUGACAUCACAAACCUGUGCUAAUCAGGACGCUGGAUCAUCAUCGCCGUGGCAACAACCGCAGCCUCAACAGCAGCAGAGCUCCAAAAUCAGUGCACCCUCCAAUGCCUCCACUUCCGCUCUGCCCUACACCCCCUACCCUGUUGCUCCCCCCUCAGCUUCCACAGCGGCCAGCACUAAUCCUAGCACAGCAUUUCAGCCCUACCCCAGCCAGGGUCCCACCUUCCCUCCAUCAACAGGCUACACAGCUCCCAGGCCUGCAUUUGGUCCUCCCACUUGCCCAUACCCCACCCAACCACCAUUUCCUGCCCCACCUUUUGGGCAGUUUGGUCCCACGCCUGCCCCGUACCCCGCUCCAUAUGCUUAUGGAGGGUACAACUACCCCACAGGCCCCCAUGGCCCAUCAAACCAAUCACCCAGAGCUAAUAGGCCAGCUUUUGGGGUACCACAACCAUACUCUUGAGCCACUCUGUGUGUGUCUGUCUUUUUUCUUAGUCUCACCAUCCUCCCUCUCGUCUCUCUCCCUCCUUUAUCCUCCUGUUCUACCUUUUCCUCACCCUCAGAUUUGUGGUUUGUGUACCCAUGUCACAUUCUGUUCCUGUCUGAGG